Molecule: messenger RNA, 1044 nt
Organism: Cadophora gregata
Lineage: Eukaryota; Fungi; Ascomycota; Leotiomycetes; Helotiales; Ploettnerulaceae
Exons: 5
Coding region: 1-1044 (347 amino acids)
Source: RefSeq, a predicted model, not a curated record
AUGGCGCCAUACAAGAACUUUGCAGCAUCGCUCGUCAUCGGUCUCCUGACGCUAGGAGCGGAUGCUGCUUUCAAGCCGCCGAUCAAUAACACGCUGGAACCAGGCGUUGAAACAGAAUGCAAGACUUGUCCGUAUUCACUAUGUACGAACAAAGCAUUUUAUGAGUAUGAUACUCAGGUGACACUCGUUUGUUGGACAAGGGGAACCGUCAUUGAUGGAGAUGCGACUUGGCUGAGAACUUCUGACAACUGCUAUGUAACGCAGUACGAUUUGGUUGAGUACAGUGGCGAGUACGAGACUGAUCUCUCCUACUGUGGGAAAGCAUCUGAGGAGAAACAUCUCACCUAUGACGAAGCCACAGUGAAAUAUGAUUCUGAGUGUAACAUCUGCCCAGAUAAUGCAUCAUGCGAGACAAUCAAGUACCAGAAACCGGGCGACGACUUGACGGUGACUUGCUGGACUGAUGAUGGAGAAGCUGUAAUUGAUGAUACUGUCUGGGUGAAAACCACUGACAACUGUUACAUCAAUCAAAUCCACCUGGAGGACCCCGCCGACAAAGAUAUCCUCGACAAUUGCGGACCAAUUGGUUUCCUGCAAGUAAACUAUACCGAUACUGAAGCAGCUGCCGUUGAAGCCGAUGAGCUCAUCCAGAAGCACGCAUCCGGACAAUCCAAGAUUGAAGGAGCAUCUUGGAGUCGUAUCCAACAGCGCGCUGCUUCUCCUGAGCCAGAACCAGAGCCAGCUCCUCUCCCCACCCCUCUUACUGAAGCCAGCGCAGAACUGCAUAAACGCUACUUGAUCAACAUCACAGUCGGAGAGGAUUAUGCUUUCUGUCAUCAAAAGCCUGUGGGUGGGUCGAAGGUUGUGAAAAAGUAUGAGUUUGGUACUGGGGUGCGGAUGCAGUGUUAUGAGAGCACGGAUAGUACGGUUGUGAAUGAGACUUAUUGGUACAAGACGACGGAUUUCUGCUAUGUGAGGGAGGUUGACUUCUUUGAGAGUCUGUUUGAUCAAUAUAGAUUUCCGGCCUGUUCGCUGUUCGCUUAG